Papaver somniferum (opium poppy) is the source of this 2371-nucleotide messenger RNA. Its product is annotated as beta-glucosidase BoGH3B-like. The coding region runs from base 152 to 2038 and encodes 628 amino acids. Gene Ontology annotation, biological process: glucan catabolic process. NCBI's taxonomy places the organism in Eukaryota, Viridiplantae, Streptophyta, Magnoliopsida, Ranunculales, Papaveraceae. The record is from RefSeq and is a predicted model, not a curated record. The transcript has 10 exons. Gene Ontology annotation, molecular function: beta-glucosidase activity.
CGCCACAUGACCUGGAAAUUUCAUUUCCACAUGACCGGGGAUAUUUUGGUGGCUUAUAUACCACACUGUGAUCCAAAGUCUAUACGGGAACGGGAACCCAAGAUCGGCCACUGGACUAUUCACAUAUUGAGAAAUUUCAAGAAUCAGAAAGAUGAGUAACAGUAGUUGCAGUGACUCUGUGGAGCCAGAUUGUAUAUACAAAAACCAUAAUGAACAGAUUGAAGUUAGGGUUAAACAUUUGCUCUCAAAAAUGACUUUGAAUGAAAAAGCAGGACAAAUGACUCAAAUCGAAAGAACCGUCGCUACACAUUCCGCCAUUAAAGACCUCUCCAUUGGAAGUAUUCUUAGUGGUGGUGGAAGCGGACCAUUUGAUAAAGCUUCACCUUGUGAUUGGGCUGAUAUGAUUGAUGGUUUCCAAAAUUCAGCUCUUCAAUCACGUCUUGGAAUUCCAAUUAUUUAUGCAACUGAUGCUGUUCAUGGUCAUAAUAACCUUUUUGGUGCCACCAUUUUUCCUCACAAUAUUGGCCUUGGAGCUACCCGUGAUGCUGAUUUGGUUCAAAGGAUUGGUGCUGCCACUGCUCUUGAAGUUAGAGCAACUGGUGUGCAUUGUGCUUUUGCUCCGUGUGUAGCUGUUGCUAGGGAUCCUAGGUGGGGAAGGUACUAUGAGAGUUUUAGCGAAGAUACUGAAAUAGUUCGGAAUAUGACCUCUGUUGUUGCCGGAUUACAGGGAUUGCCACCUGCACGGCAUCCUAAUGGAUACCCUUAUGUAGCAGGAAGAAAUAAUGUUAUUGCAUGUGCCAAGCACUUCGUUGGAGAUGGAGGUACUGAUAAGGGGAUAAAUGAGGGGAAUGCCAUAUUAUCCUUAAGCGACUUGGAAAAAAUCCAUAUGGCGCCUUAUCUGGAUUGUCUAUCUCAAGGAGUUUCCACAGUUAUGGCGACCUAUUCUAGUUGGAACGGGAGCAAACUGCACUCAGAUUAUUAUCUCUUAACAACUAUUUUGAAAGAGAAGAUGGGUUUUCAGGGUUUUGUUAUUUCUGACUGGGAAGGUAUUGACCGACUUUCUCAGCCUCAUGGGUCAGACUAUCGAUAUUGCAUUUCCGAAUCAAUCAAUGCAGGAGUUGACAUGGUGAUGGUUCCUUUCAGAUACGAAAAGUUCCUCGAGGACUUGAUAUUUCUGGUGGAAUCAGGAGAUAUACCCAUGUCUAGGAUUGACGAUGCUGUUGAGAGAAUCUUGAGGGUUAAAUUUAUUGCAGGGCUUUUUGAAAAUCCACUGACUGACAGAUCGUUGCUAGAUACAGUGGGUUCCAAGAUUCAUAGGGAAUUGGCUCGUGAAGCCGUUCGAAAGUCCCUGGUUUUAUUAAAGAACGGAAAGGAUCCAAAUAAACCAUUUCUUCCGUUAGAUAGAAGUGCGAGAAGGAUUCUUGUCGCAGGAAGUCAUGCUGAUGAUCUGGGGUAUCAGUGUGGCGGAUGGACAAUGACUUGGCAUGGAAGCAGUGGAAAUAUUACAACUGGGACAACCAUAUUGGACGCUAUUAAAGAAGCUGUGGGAAGGGAAACAGAAAUUAUCUAUCAGAAGUAUCCAUCACCUGACAUAUUUGCUGCUAAAGAUUUCUCCUUUGCAGUUGUUGUUGUUGGAGAAGCUGCAUAUGCAGAGGCCUUGGGUGACAAUUCAGUUCUUGAGAUCCCUUUUGGUGGCUCUGAUUUGAUCAGUUUAGUAGCUACUAGAGUUCCCACAUUGGUGAUUAUGAUAUCUGGAAGACCCCUAGUUCUGGACCCAGGGAUGUUGGAGAAGGUCGAUGCAUUUGUUGCUGCUUGGUUACCAGGUACUGAAGGAGCUGGAAUUGUGGACGCGGUAUUUGGAGAAUCUGAGUUUGUAGGCCUUCUCCCGGUGACAUGGUUUAGGAGGGUGGAUCAGUUGCCCUUGAAUGCCGGGGACCAUUCUUAUGAUCCUCUGUUUCCCCUAGGUUUUGGGCUAAAGAAGUUCGGUGUGGAGAGGAACCAAGAGGCGCACUUCCUUCGAGCAAAAAGCAGGGCAUAGGACAAAGGAAGUCAUCUGUCCCACAUUUUCAACUCCACCGCUAGUUCGGUAUAGUGUUCACCCGGUGAUUUGUUUCACUUUAGCUUCUCCUUUCCGUUGUUGUCUAGUGAUAAGUAAGGACUAAGGUCUAGUGAUAACUAAAGUAUUAAGGUACUUAGCGCUUCACUCCAUUUUACGAAACAGCGAUACUAUAUCUGUGCUAAGCCUAAGGUAACUUAGAUGAUUAAUGAUGAUAUAUGUAUAUCUGAAAGUUAACUAAAUUUGUUAUUGUUUAAGAAACAUUUAAAAGCAAUCUGAUGCUACUACUAAUACCAACAUCUGAUGGUACCAAAA